AGAGAUUGCGUCACGACUUGCUGUCUGCGGCAAUCAUACGUCGUGAGUUCGUUUCCUGUCUCACGCAUCUAGACAUAACGAGACUUCGCGUACAGGAAGAAGCUCGUACAUUUGUCUUUCGUGAGAAAUUCGUCAACAACAAAGCAUCGGUCUGCACACACCCACGGACAAUCUCACCAACAGACAUUUCAUGCCCUUCCCCACCUUGCGAGGUGUGUGGCCUACCGUGGCAAAGGGAGGAGGCGGCUGUAAGGCGGGGGGAGAAGGGACAAGUAGUGUUUGGUUUGUAGCCCGAUGAAGUUGGUGGCAUGUCGUGCGGGAUGGUUGCUGUUCGAAUCCUCGCAAACACGCCGGCUGUAGCGCAAUGGGCGGCAAAAGAUCAUCCUCGGGAAAUCAACUCCAAGUUGUUCGCAGUGGAGUGUACCGACGGGCAACCCACACUGAGCGGACAUUUACAAGCGUGACAUUCAGCCUCAGUAGUUCCGUCCUCAGAGACAGACAAGUCGCAGGAUCCGGUUUGGCAGGAAGUGCGCAGAACGUCGAGAUCCUGGUCGCGCACGUGACGUCAGGACGCCGACUUUGCAUCCUAGUUGCCAUGGCUACUAAUGUUUAUCUCGAGGCUGUGUACGCCCCGGGCGAGAUUUCCAACACUUCCCGCUGCCGCACUCAUCGUUGAGUAUUCCGAAGAUGACCUUAAAAAGAGAAACGCCGGCACCCGCACAUCACACCGUGAACACCACGAAGAAAAAGAAAAAUCUUGUGUCAUUGCUGACACUCGAAAGGGUCAAGCGCCGCUGGCAAAAGGCUGUACAGGUCGUCAUCACAGUUCAAAGGGUGGCCGGGAUUGCAGAGGCGUUGAGACAUCCGGACCAUGCCAAAACAUUCAUCGACAUCACGGAAGAGGAGUACUCCCGGUACAGACAAACUGUCAUGGGCACCGCAUUCUCUAGUGGUUUGACCCUGAAAGAGACGAUGCUCAGCCAUCACGUGUGCAGGAUCCUCAGCACACCUCCUGUCCACCGUUCUGACGAGGACAUCAGGAAGGUGGUGAACGGUUUACGUUUCAUCCGGGAAUUCACUGCCUAUCCUCCACACGUGCAGACACAGCUGGCCAGAAUUGGCUGGUACUGCAAAGUGCAGCCAAACAGGAUUAUUAUUCGCCAAGGACAACCACCCGAUGCUUGCUACUUCAUCCUUGGAGGGCAAGGAGCUGGCUCUGCUGUACAACAGUCGGCGGGCACGCACUGUGGCGUCGAGAACAACGGUCCACAUGUUGUGGGUACUUGGCGAGGACUUCCUCGACAUCUUCCGGGGCCCCAGGACAGUUCACAACACCAUCCCAGACCAUAUCAAGUAUCUGGGGAAGUUGACCUGAUGAAAGGUUGGCCCAUGUCUGAACUUUACGACAAUCCUAGCUACUGUCGGACACUUUACUUCCGUAAACGACCGUCCAGUGUUCAAAUCCUCUCAUCUCCAGGAACGAUACGGUUAUCGUAAGAGACAGCAACAGACUCCCAGUGGCUCUACAUCGUUGCGGUCGG
This is a messenger RNA of Pomacea canaliculata, 1541 nucleotides long. RefSeq names its product cyclic nucleotide-binding domain-containing protein 2-like. The transcript has 11 exons. The record is from RefSeq and is a predicted model, not a curated record. NCBI's taxonomy places the organism in Eukaryota, Metazoa, Mollusca, Gastropoda, Architaenioglossa, Ampullariidae. Bases 688 to 1497 code for a protein of 269 amino acids.